AGUAAACAACCACGCCAAUUCCUCGAAGACUGCGUACUAUUGUCCGGGGACUUUGGUUUGCUUCAGGUAAUGAGGACCGACGCAAAAAAAGUUCCUUAGAAUCGAGUAAGUGCCGAAGCCCCGGUUUGUUCUACGCUGCAUCCCCACAGCUCUUUUCGAAGUAAGGCUGGCACGUUUCCUAAAGAAGGUUUUGGCUUGUGAAUCAGUCGCCGCCGAGUUAGUACAAUACGCUCUUUUUGUCUUGUGCGAUGAAGGUCAUGUUGAUAACUGUCUUGCCAUCUUGGCCAGCGAUAUGAUCAGAUAGUCUUCCUGAACAGCGCAGUUCCUCUCACCUUACCAUCCGCUGCGGGUUUGUGAACUAGUGACGCAACCAAAUGCACAAUGGCGAAAUACGACCGCUGUUAUUAGUGGGGGACUUUUGGAUUCGGGAACAAGGAGGGAUCGCCACCUCACAGCCUCUUAUCCCAUGGUCUCCUGCCCCAUUGAGCCAAACUGAGGGGCCCCAAAAUUUGCAAGGUAGCAUUCAACUACCGUCAUUUCGGUGCCAUUGGCCGGACCGUGAAUGCAAUGGAUCAGUAAUGGAUCCAUGGUCGGAGCCUGCCUGGUGAGAAUGCCGGCCAAGAUCCUGUUUGCCUGGUCCCCUCCCCAUCGGAGCCUGAAUCGCGAGUCGGUAGACUGACUAUAAAAGGUCGGCGCGAGUAGCUUCCAUGGUCGUGACUACCCCCGAAGAUAUUCUUUUACCAUAUCGAUUCCUAUCGUUAAGAUGCGUUUCUUGACCACUCUUACCCUUGCCUUUGGCGCCUCGAUGGCUGCCGCCGAUAUGGCUAGCAAGUUCCAGGACCGCAUCAAGGAGUUGACGGGUGGCUAUGAUGCCCCUGCUGGUGCUGCGGAAGUCAAGCGUGAGGCGGACACCAAGCCUGCCCACCGAUUUCUGAAUGCCAAGUCCAAGAAGUUUGCUGUCGACGGUGCCAAUAUCCCCCUGGUUCCCUUUGACGUCGGUGAGUCGUACGCGGGCUCUCUGCCCAUCUCCGACAAGAAAGGCGAGAACAGCACCCUCUUCUUCUGGUUCUUCCCUGCCGAAGGCGGCAAGGUGACUGAUGAUGUCACCGUCUGGCUCAACGGCGGCCCUGGCUGCUCGUCCCUCUCUGGAUUCCUGACCGAGAACGGCCCGUUCUUGUGGCAGGACGGCACUCUUGCGCCAGUCAAGAAUCCCUACUCGUGGCACAAGCUCACCAACAUGAUCUGGAUUGAGCAGCCUGUCGGCACCGGUUUCUCUCUUGGUACCCCUAGUGCCAAUGACGAGCUCGAGCUUGCUACCCAGUUCCGCGGCUUCUGGAAGAACUUUGUCGACACUUUCGAACUCAAGGGAGCCAAGACCUACUUGACUGGCGAGUCCUAUGCUGGUUACUACGUGCCAUACAUUGCCAACAGCUUCAUCCUGCAAAACGACACCGACUACUUCAACCUUGGCGGCAUUUCCAUCAACGACCCUACCAUUGGUGACGACACUCUGCAGUUUGAUAUUACCGAAAUCCCAUACCACAACUACUGGGCCCAUCUCCUCGGCCACGAGGCUGACACUCUUGCCAAGGCAAAUGCCGCGUUCGAGGCUAGCGGCCAGGCAAACUACACCAACACUUACUUUACCUUCCCUCCUCCCCAGAAUCCUUUCCCCCCAGCUCCUAACGGUAUCAGGGGGAUCAGCUCGAUGCUCUCCAAGUCUGCCAGAGACAAGAACCCUUGCUUCAACAUCUACCACAUUACCGAUCAGUGCCCACAUGUGUAUGCCCACCUUGGUGGUGUCAACGGCGGAGACUACAUUCCCGUCGGCUCCGAGGUAUAUUUUACUCGCUCUGAUGUCCAGAAACACAUCAAUGCUCCUCUCAUUGGCAAGCGCUGGAGACAAUGUGGUGGUAACAACGGCAGCGUCUUCCCCAACGGCGACUCCUCCCCCGGCCCUGCUCUCGAUGGCACACUCCAGAACAUUAUUGAGACUACCAACAACACCAUUGUUGGAUCUGGUGCCCUUGACUUGCUCCUGCAGACCAACGGUACCCUUUUCGCGCUGCAAAAUGUCACCUGGAACGGCUUCCAGGGCUUCCACUCCUUCCCCAAGACCCCAUUCUUUGUCCCCGAUCACGAGAACAAGAACGGCGGUGCUCUGGGACCCCGCGGAAACAUUGGUGUCUACGUCAAGGAGCGCGGCCUCACCUUCUACGAUAUCCAUCUUGCUGGUCACGAGGUUCCUGGCUACUCGCUCUCUGGUGGCUACAGAAUGCUUCAGGUUCUGCUCGGCAAGGUCGAGGACUUUAGCAGCACCGAUCCUCUGUUCUAAGCGGAUGGUGGUAAAUAAUGUACAUACAUUCCCCGUACCUAGUAUAAUCAAGUAAUUUAUGAUAUAUAUUUUGCCGUCAUUGGUCGUUGUCA
This is a messenger RNA of [Torrubiella] hemipterigena, 2427 nucleotides long. The record is from the annotation of a GenBank genome assembly. Lineage: Eukaryota; Fungi; Ascomycota; Sordariomycetes; Hypocreales; Clavicipitaceae.